Molecule: messenger RNA, 433 nt
Organism: Aureobasidium subglaciale EXF-2481
Lineage: Eukaryota; Fungi; Ascomycota; Dothideomycetes; Dothideales; Saccotheciaceae
Exons: 2
Coding region: 167-412 (81 amino acids)
Source: RefSeq, a predicted model, not a curated record
CUGAAGCAUUGGAGCUCUACAGCUCUUCAAAAGAGCUUUGAGAGCUCGACGCAGGAAUAUCCUCUUCUUUUCUCAUCAAGCUUCUCUCUGCCUCUACGCCUUUCCAGCCAGUCACACGACCCUUUAAAUCUACAUCAACAGACCAACAAGCACAUCAACUAUCACAAUGGCCUCCCGUAACGCUGACGCUGCUGCCAACUCCAACCCCGACGGCUUCCACGCCUCGGCUCCCAGAGAUGAGCCUCUGCUGUCCUCUGGUCACCAGCCUGGAAAGAUGGUCGGCAACGACGCUGCUCCUGAGUUCCACGCCCAGACCCUCCCCGCUGGCACCGCUCCUGCUGAGAGCACUUUCCAGUACAACAACGAGGCCGACGCAACCCCAGCCCAGGGCAAGGCCGCCGACUCUGCUUAAGAGCUUCGCGCUUUCUUCCUU